Molecule: messenger RNA, 928 nt
Organism: Coccinella septempunctata (seven-spotted ladybird)
Lineage: Eukaryota; Metazoa; Arthropoda; Insecta; Coleoptera; Coccinellidae
Exons: 3
Coding region: 469-816 (115 amino acids)
Source: RefSeq, a predicted model, not a curated record
UUUAAAGCGAUUAAAACUCGCUGAAAUUAUGAUAUAGUAGUUGCGUUUCCUAGCUUGUCAAAAUUCGGACCUUCGAUACACAGCCUGUAUCAUCGAGGACAUAACGGUGUUCAUAAAACGGACAAACAAGAAUAUCGAUAGAAAAAUUAAUCAAUGCAAUUAAUUCAGCCAACAUCAAUAGCAACGUACUUAUGUAUCUUCAGGAAUGUAAACAUCAUCUUUAUGUUCUUCUAAUCUGGAUUCAUGCUUUGCUGAUUUCAACCAUCGUUGUUCAAACAAAGCAAAUUAGGAAUUAGGAGAAGGAACACUGAUUACAGUUGUAUAGUGCCUGUUGGAUUCAAUAUAUAAGGUGUGAAGAUUUCGAAGUGUUGCAUUCCAUACCUUGAGCUCCGAACCAAGACGUCUCCAAGCGAGAAUCGCAGUGAAUCCUUGAAUUUGAAAGAACCGAUAUUCUGUUCGAAAGCUGAUAUGCUUUAUAAAAAAUUCAUCACAGCCGUCUGCAUGGUUUUAUUACUGAUACUGACAGCAAAUUGUUUACCGAGAGUUGGAAGCAGUUCAAAUGCCGAGAACAAUAGUUUCCUUCUCGAUAGGCUAGAUAAUCUCAGGGACGAAGUUUUAAAAACUGAUUGGACUCCAGAGGAAUUAAAAUUUCUAGGGUACAGCGAUCUUUUGGAGAAAGCACGAGAAAGGUACUAUGCAGCAAAUUGGCCGUAUUUCAUUCUACCCCGGCAAAACAAAAUGAAGAAAAAUUCUGAAAUGAGUCGAGGAAUGUACAAUGCUCUGAAUAACAUUGAUUUGUACAAUGCUGGAAGAUGAAUGCAUCUUUAGAGCCUUUAUUAAAUGGACAGAAAGUUGUACUCAAAUAACACCUAGGUUAUAAAUCAAAUUGUUUUUUAAUUUUCUUUCAAAUAAUAAUAUUUUCAAAAUG